AUGGCGGAUGCGAAUAUCGAGAUAGAAGAGACGACCCAUACGGACACGACAGGCGACGCGGAUUCAACUCUCGGCCAGGAUGAUCUCUCGGCAACAACGAGCCUCCGCAGCUCCAUAUUAGACUAUCGAGUUGAGAAUGGUAGAACUUAUCAUCGUUAUAAGGAAGGCAAAUACUUUGCGCCAAAUGACGAAGUGGAGAACGAUAGACUAGACCUCCAACAUCACCUGUUCCUUCUCACUUUCGAUAACAAACUUGGCUUUGCUCCUCCUAAUGAUGCUGGUUGGAAAGGCGGCCGUGUACUCGACGUCGGAACGGGAACCGGCAUUUGGUGUAUUGACUUUGGGGAUGAACACCCUGAAGCUGACGUCCUCGGUUUUGACCUCUCAGCGACCCAGCCGGAGUUUGUCCCGCCAAACGUCCAAUUUGAGAUUGACGACUUGGAUAACGAAUGGAUCUAUUCCAGACCCUUCGACUACAUCCAUAUCCGCGGCAUGUCUGGCAGUGUUCGCAACUGGCCCGAACUACUCAAGAAAUGCUACGACAACCUCAAACCGGGAGGCUUCAUCGAGCUCCAAGAAGCAGAAUUCAACAUUCUUAGCGCCGACGGCACCGCCGAGCGCGGCGCAUUCUACAAGUGCCUCGCCUACGUCGCCUCCGCCCUCGAAGUUUUCGGCUGCCCUUUCAUUCCCCUCGACAAACUCACGUCUCUCCUCCCGGAAGCCGGCUUCGUCGAGGUCUCCGACCGCCGCUUCGUCUGGCCUCUCAACAGCUGGCCGCGUGACCCGCACCUCAAGGAACUCGGCUCUUGGACGCGCGAGAAUCUGGCAUGUAACACGGCUGGCAUGAUCAUGGCGCCAAUGACCCGUGUUCAUGGGUGGAGGCAGGAGGAGGUACAGGUUUUCGCGGCUGAGGUGAGGAAGGAUCUUGCAGAUCGUGGAAACCACGGGUAUUGGCCCAUCCGGGCAAUCUGGGCCAAAAAGCCGUCCGUCUGA
This is a messenger RNA of Colletotrichum truncatum, 993 nucleotides long. RefSeq lists its product as uncharacterized. Lineage: Eukaryota; Fungi; Ascomycota; Sordariomycetes; Glomerellales; Glomerellaceae. The record is from RefSeq and is a predicted model, not a curated record.